Molecule: messenger RNA, 663 nt
Organism: Entamoeba histolytica HM-1:IMSS
Lineage: Eukaryota; Evosea; Mastigamoebida; Endamoebidae
Product: SON DNA-binding protein, putative
Exons: 3
Coding region: 1-663 (220 amino acids)
Molecular function (GO): RNA binding; zinc ion binding
Source: RefSeq, a predicted model, not a curated record
AUGAGAGAGUCUGAUGUAAGAGAAAUGUUUAGUAAAUACACAAAGAUUGAGCGUAUUGAUAUUAAAACUGGAUUUUGUUUUGUUGUUUGUGAAACAGAAGAAGAUGCAAAAAAAAUAAUCGAUUUAUCUCAAACAACUCCUUUUAUGUUCCGUGAUAAAAAAAUUAAUAUUGAACUUAGCAAACAGAAUAAUUCAAAUAAAGAAUGUUAUAUUUGUCAUCAACAAGGACAUAUUGCUCGUAAUUGUCCGAAGCAAUCAGGAAGAAGGUAUGAACGUAAUAGGCCUAGAAGAAGACGUUCAAGAAGUAGAUCACCAAAUAUUAGAAAUCGAAAUAGGUCGCCAAAUAGUAGAAGUAGGUCACCGAACAGCAGAAGUAGAUCACCAAAUAGUAGAAGUAGGUCACCAAAUAGUAGAAGUAGGUCACCAAAUAGUAGAAGUAGGUCACCAAAUAGUAGAAGCAGUUCACCAGGUAUUAGAAAUAGAAAUAGGUCACCAAAUAGUAGAAGUAGAUCACCUUCAAGAAGAAGAUAUCGUAAAAGUACUAGUUUUAAAAGAAGAUAUUCAUCAAGAAGUAGAUCAAGAAGUAAUUCUAGAAGACGUUCAUAUAGUAGGUCAAGAAGUAAUUCUAGAAGUUAUUCUCAAAGAAGUCAACAUAAUGACUAA